AUGACCAUGUAUUUGUGGCUCAAACUUCUGGCCUUUGGCUUUGCCUUUCUGGACACAGAAGUGUUUGUCACAGAAAAUAACCUCCUACUGUUUCUGCUAUCACUUAGUCAGAAGGGUGAGGAAGCUUCUCAUUUCUCUGUGGACUGGACCCAGCUCCCAUCAUACUCAGAGGGCUUCCGUGUACCACGUGUAGGAGUUAACCUGCAGGUGAUUAAAGAGAAAUUGAAUCCCUUACAUGUUGUUGCUGUAAAUGUUUGUUUCCUGAACAAGCAUGUGGUUGACAAUGUGUCUUAUGAAGGACUGAACACAACAGAGAAGGCCCUUCCUCUGCCUCAGAGUGACCCUUUACCUGCUCACACCACUGAAUUCACACCCGCAAGCAUCUCUGAAAGAGAAACUGACUCCUCAGAGAACACCUAUCUUUCAGGUUUUUCAUCCACGCUGCUGCCUCACCUUUCCCCGCAGCCAGACCUGCAGACGCCUUCUGCCCAAGGAGCUGACACCCAGACACUCAGCAACCAGGCUGACCUCACCACACUCAUGCCUGCUCCUGACAGGCCUGACUCACCAGGUGCACCAGGGGAGAUGACUACAAUGGGGACAUUUCCUGCAGACACAGCCCUUCCUACAGAUGCCCUCUACCUUGCACGCAACAGCACUGCUGCCUCACCUACACACAGCUCCAACAUCAGCACCACACAUCCCUCCUCAGGUGUCAACCUUACAUCCACUUCACCAACCAGUCUGGACCCUAAAAGCACUAGCCCUACAAUCACAGCAAUAGCUACCACUCAACCCCGGCCAUCAUGUGAUGAAAAAUUUGGGAACAUUAUUGUGUAUUACGACUAUAACAGUAAUAAGAAGUCUUUUGAGGCAAAGCUAAAAGGUGACAAAAACCCUCAAUGUGAAGCUGCGGAUUGUGAAAAGCUUAAAAAUCUACAAGAAUGCUCACAGAGCAAUUUCACUGUGUCUAAUGGCUCAUGUAUUCCACAUAAAAUUAUAGAAUUAGAUGUACCACCAGGGCCUGAGAAUUUUUACCUGGAUAACUGCACAGAACUAAUACAAGCUAAUACUACACUUUGUUUGCGGUGGAAUUUUACCCACAGACCUGACUGUGAUAAUAAAAAAAUUUCAUACAGAUUUUACUGUGAUGAAGCCCCAGAGAAGCCCAAGAACCUUUUCUGUGGGAAUGCUACUGAGAACACAACUUUAGUUACCUGGACUCACCCUUCACCUUUACCCCAUGGGUAUUUUUCAUGUUACAACAAGACCAAUUCAGAAAUCUGUGACCCUGUGGGAGUGAAUGAUAUCCCUUACACGAUAAAGAACCUGAAACCUUAUACAUAUUAUAAAGUGUCAAUCCACGCCCAUGUCACCGGGGCAGUGCAACGCAAUGGGACUGCUGAAUCAUGCUCCUUUCGGACAAAAGAGGCUCCACCAAGCAAGGUCAACAGAAUGAAAGCCAUCAGGAAGUCAGAAAAUUUUAUAAGUGUCACAUGUGAUCCUCCUAGUGAAAUUAAUGGCCCUGAAAAAGUCUACAUUUUGAAAGUCAAAAGUGGAGGUUCCUUAUUUAGAGAUUUCAAGCAACCCACAUGCAGAUUUGAUGUAGAGAAUCUCUACUAUUCAACUGAUUAUACGUUUCUGGUCUCUUUUUACAAUGGAAAGUAUGAGGGAGAGGCAGUUUCUCAAAAUCAAUCAACAUCUUAUAAUGCUAAAGCACUGAUUAUAUUCCUGGUGUUUCUGAUUAUUGUGACAUCAAUAGCCCUGCUUGUUGUUCUGUAUAAAAUCUAUGAUCUGCGUAAGAAAAGAUCCAGCAAUUUAGAUGAACAACAGGAACUUGUCGAAAGAGAUGAUGAAAAGCAACUGAUGGAUGUGGAGCCAAUUCAUGCUGACAUUUUGUUGGAAACAUAUAAAAGGAAGAUUGCUGAUGAGGGUAGACUUUUUCUGGCUGAAUUUCAGAGCAUUCCACGGGUGUUCAGCAAGUUUUCUAUCAAAGAUGCCCGAAAGCCCCACAACCAGAAUAAAAACCGUUACGUUGACAUCCUUCCCUAUGAUUACAACCGUGUUGAACUCUCUGAAAUAAAUGGGGAUGCAGGCUCCACCUACAUAAAUGCCAGCUACAUCGAUGGCUUCAAAGAACCAAGGAAAUACAUUGCUGCACAAGGACCCCGGGAUGAAACCGUUGAUGACUUCUGGAGGAUGAUCUGGGAACAAAAAGCCACAGUUAUUGUCAUGGUCACACGAUGUGAAGAAGGAAACAGGAACAAGUGUGCAGAAUACUGGCCAACCAUGGAGGAAGGCACCCAGGCUUUCAGAGAUGUUGUUGUAAGGAUCAAUGAACACAAGAGAUGUCCUGAUUACAUCAUUCAGAAGCUUCACAUCACACAUAAAAAAGAGAAAACAACCGGAAGAGACGUGACUCAUAUCCAGUUCACCAGCUGGCCAGACCAUGGGGUUCCUGAAGACCCCCACCUGCUUCUCAAACUCCGAAGGAGGGUUAAUGCUUUCAGCAACUUCUUCAGUGGCCCCAUUGUGGUGCACUGCAGUGCUGGUGUUGGGCGCACAGGCACCUACAUUGGAAUUGAUGCUAUGCUGGAAGGCUUGGAAGCAGAGGGCAAAGUGGAUGUCUAUGGUUAUGUUGUCAAGCUAAGGCGACAGAGGUGUCUGAUGGUACAAGUGGAGGCACAGUACAUCUUGAUCCAUCAGGCACUAGUGGAAUACAAUCAGUUUGGAGAAACAGAAGUGAAUUUGUCUGAGCUACAUUCCUGCCUACAGAACAUGAAGAAGAGAGAUCCACCCAGUGACCCCUCUCCUCUGGAGGCUGAAUUCCAGAGACUUCCUUCAUACAGGAGCUGGAGGACACAGCACAUUGGAAAUCAAGAUGAAAAUAAAAAGAAAAACAGGAAUUCUAAUGUCAUUCCAUAUGACUUUAACAGAGUGCCUCUUAAGCAUGAGCUAGAAAUGAGCAAAGAGAGUGAACCUGACUCAGAGGCGUCUUCUGAUGAUGACAGUGACUCGGAGGAAACCAGCAAAUACAUCAAUGCAUCAUUUGUGAUGAGUUACUGGAAACCAGAGAUGAUAAUCGCUGCUCAGGGACCACUAAAAGAGACUGUUGGUGACUUCUGGCAGAUGAUAUUCCAAAGAAAGGUCAAGGUUAUUGUGAUGUUGACGGAGUUAAAAAGUGGAGACCAGGAAGUCUGUGCUCAAUACUGGGGAGAAGGAAAGCAGACUUAUGGAGACAUGGAAGUAGUAAUGAAAGAUACCAACACAUCCUCAGCCUACACUCUCCGUGCCUUUGAACUGAGACAUUCUAAGAGGAAGGAGCCCAGAACUGUGUACCAGUACCAGUAUACCACAUGGAGUGGGGAAGAGCUUCCUGCAGAGCCCAAAAAUCUGGUGUCUAUGAUUCAGAACCUCAAACAGAAGCUUCCCAAGAGUUGCCCUGAAGGGAUGAAGUAUCACAAGCACUCGCCCAUCCUAGUCCACUGCAGAGAUGGAUCUCAGCAGACAGGGUUGUUCUGUGCUUUGUUCAAUCUCUUGGAAAGUGCAGAAACAGAAGAAGUGGUUGAUGUUUUUCAAGUGGUAAAAUCUCUACGCAAAGCACGGACAGGGAUGGUGUGCACCUAUGAGCAAUACCAGUUCCUCUAUGAUGUCAUUGCCAGCACCUAUCCUGCCCAGAAUGGACAAGUGAAGAAAACCAACAGUCAAGACAGAAUUGAAUUUCAUAAUGAAGUGGACGAAGCCAAGCAGGAUGCUAAUUGUGUCCCUCCAGCUGAUCCUCUGAACAAAACUCAGGAAGACGGCAGAGCUUUGGGAGCUUCUGAGCCCCCCAGUGGUACUGAGGAGCCAGAACUUUCUGCUAACGGUCCUGCGAGCCCAGCUCUAGCUCAGAGUUCAUAG
Molecule: messenger RNA, 3900 nt
Organism: Cricetulus griseus (Chinese hamster)
Lineage: Eukaryota; Metazoa; Chordata; Mammalia; Rodentia; Cricetidae
Source: RefSeq, a predicted model, not a curated record